AUGUCGGCGAAGAGGCUGAAGGACCUCGUGCAGAUGCGCCCGGCGCUGGACCAGGUCCUGCAGCACAUCAAGUCGAAUCGGUGGCGCGAGGCGCGUGCGGCGAUCGACGCUCUCCAGGAGCCCGUCAAGCGAGGUCACCGUCACAAUGAGCCCAAGAACCCAAGGUACCCUGUGUUCCCCGAAGACAAGUACAUUCGCGCGCUGUACCGGCGCGUUCCGGCGGUCAGGCAGCUCCCGAUCGACCUGCGCGCCGAGGAGCGCGAGCGCACCGCGGCCGGGGACGACGGCGACCCGGACCGGCCGCCCAUGACGCACUUUGCAAAACGCUUCGGACUGAAGCAGCUCGAGCUGGUCGAAGAGAAGGGCAUGACGGAGGACGCCGCGUUCGACGAGGUGUGGCGGGCAAUGGAGGGCGAGCUGGACGCGGAGCUGGACAAGUGGGUGCGGGUCGGCGCGACGGUGCCGCGCGGGCCGCUGAUGAUGGUCCGGACGAUCCAGCUGGAGGAGGAGAAGGUGCUGCGCGAGGGUUUGUUGCAGCGCGUGGCCGAGUUCGGACAGGAGCCCGACGCGUAG
Pedinophyceae sp. YPF-701 is the source of this 573-nucleotide messenger RNA. The record is from the annotation of a GenBank genome assembly. NCBI's taxonomy places the organism in Eukaryota, Viridiplantae, Chlorophyta, Pedinophyceae.